AUGAAGUUCAAUUGUGGAAUAUUGUCGGCGGUAAUAUUCUGGGAUGUAGUGAUGUUGGAGCGAAAGCACUUUAUGUCCAUUAAAACCCUAUUUGGCCACACCAGUCUAUCCCCAGAUCACAAAUAUCUUGCUGUAUCCAACCUCUGUACUGGAUUUUAUCUAUAUCAACUAGAAACUGGGGAACCAUGGGGGUGCUUGCAGCAAGCUAUCAGUGCUGGUCUGUGGGUCCCGGUCAAGUACAUUCAUGGCGGAUUUGCUGUCAUGGGCGGCAGUACUUCAGGACAGCUAAAUAUCUGGGAUUUUUCCACUCACAAGAUCUUGCAGACAUUGACGCAUGAUGACUGUGACAGAAUCUUAGCAAUUGAUGCACAUGUCCAUGCUGGUACCACUGGCAAGAAUCUAUUUAUGAUCGCUGCUGGAGUGUCACAGUUAGGUAGUGGAAAGUCUUCCAUACAGCUUUGGCACACAGUCGAAAUUGGACAGGGUGCUGCCUCACCACUACAUGAACCACACAAAAAGGUGAACAUAUGA
Messenger RNA from Suillus fuscotomentosus, 531 nucleotides. RefSeq lists its product as uncharacterized. The coding region runs from base 1 to 531 and encodes 176 amino acids. Lineage: Eukaryota; Fungi; Basidiomycota; Agaricomycetes; Boletales; Suillaceae. The transcript is spliced from 6 exons. The record is from RefSeq and is a predicted model, not a curated record. Gene Ontology annotation, molecular function: protein binding.